AUGACUGUUUCAAAAGACCUUGGGAGUGGGCAAGCUCAGAGCCGAGCAAACACCAUUGCAGCAGAUGCAGCAAUGCCACUGGCAGAUUCCCACCUUGUGCUCCAGGAAAGGGGCUGCCACCGCCAUAACGACGGCACAGCAGAAAGGCGUUGUUCGCGUCACUCGCGCGGGCGUCACCGCAACGGCAACUGCCAUAAUCAUGAUUCACAGCAGCCUAUGGAUGUUAAUGCCAUUUAUUCAAAGCCUUCUGCUUCACUUUCUUUGACAGCUGGUCAUGUGAAUCAAGUUUUGCCAGACACUUCCUCUUGCAUUCAGCGCGAUGCGAGGAAACUUUUUGUGACUUUGCUCAUUUGUGGACGUUCUGUUCACACGCAGCUGGACACUGAAUUGGAGGCUUCACAGAUUCCGCCGCCUCAGCCCACGACUCCAGCGGGCGCGCCUGCUAUCGUCGCCGUGCAGUCACCUGCACCGGACGGACGCCUCUCGCCGCCACCACGUGCCCACCUCCGGCCGCCGCCGCCGCGUUCCUCCACAGUGCUGGAACCGAUGGACGCUGAGGCUGCCGUCUCGCAGUCGCCGCCGUGGCCCACAGAGGUCGUUGCUCCGCCUCCUCAUCCGAGCAUACCCAGUGGCGGUGCGCGGCCUGGCAGAAUUGGAGGCUUCACGGGUUCCACCGCCUCAGCCCAUUUCUCCACCGCCAGCCCCUCCGCCGGUCACGCCCCGCCGUGGGCGCGCCUGCCGUCGUCGAAUUCUCUGCUACCGGUCCGGUCACCUGCAUGGGGUGGGCGCCUUCUGCCACCACCACAGCAUCAUCUCCAGCCGCCGUCGCCGUCGCCGCCGCCGACAUGUUCCUCCACACAACCGGUACUUAUGGACGCUGAGGCUGCUGUCACGCCGCUGUGGCCAUAG
Molecule: messenger RNA, 909 nt
Organism: Schistocerca gregaria
Lineage: Eukaryota; Metazoa; Arthropoda; Insecta; Orthoptera; Acrididae
Exons: 4
Coding region: 1-909 (302 amino acids)
Source: RefSeq, a predicted model, not a curated record